AUGAAGUGCCGCUCCAAGUCCCGCGCGGGGUGUCGGACCUGCAAGAUCAAACGGCUGAAAUGCGGCGAGGAGCUCCCGCACUGCCGGAACUGCGUCUCCAAGGGCGUCGCUUGUCCGGGCUACCAGAAGGACCUUAAAUGGUCGACCAAGUACGAGAAUCGCCGCGUGUCAUUGGCCGCUGAGCCUGUCGAGUUUGACCAGCUCGUCUCCGCUGUGUCAAAGUCGAUUCGGGCACGCCCUGACCGGAAAGGACCAGCGCGACAGAAGCAGGAAACAAGACAGACUGCCGCAAAUGAACCCCUCGCAAGCAGUACACAAGAUGGAGACCUUCUUCUUGAUCAUGUCCCACCGGACUCGAACCAGCUCGCUGCCAACAGCCUCGUUCAGUUGGACACUCUGACGGCUUCCAACAUGAGCCAUUCUGAUGAGCAUUCGGCCGAUAAGGAUGCAAUAGGAACGAUCCCACAGCACGACAACAGACUGUUUAAAUCGCCACAGCCCAUUGGCAAGCACUCGGGUGGCACUAACCUGAUACCACAAAGUCCCAGCCUCUGUCAAAGCCUAACCCAACCGUCCACUAGACUGGUAGAGCUCUGGUUCGAAUCAGUGUGUGGCGUGUGGUCUGCAUUCGAUUCACCAGCCAAUCCAUUCCGCCGCCUCUGCUCAUCCCUAUGGGGCUCCUCAGAGGUUGUGUUCUAUUCCCUUCAGAGUAUGGCCAGCGCGUCACUCGCCAUUGAUUCACCUAGCGUCAAAGAAAUCGCAACACAAGCUCCAAGACUAGCCAACCAAGCACUGAUACAAGAGUUGCAAGCUCUAUUCGAAGCGCCCAACUCUGUAUCUUCAGUUCCCGCCGGUCUACUCAUUUCCCUAUUCUGCAUGAGCUCAUCCUGCAGCUGGGCAGAUUCUAGAGAGCUGGGGCUGCAGUACCUGGGAAACGCUCGCGUUGUGCUGGAUCUUCUCGAGCUAAACCUUCAUUCCUUGCAUCAGGAGGACCGCCAACUGUUGGGCUUCUUCAGAGGAUGUCUCGUCUAUGAACAGAUGCUCCGUGGUAUCGUUAGCAACCGUGAAGAAGACCUCAGUGCACUCUUGGAGUGGAAUGCAGUCGACCCAGCGGCAGAUCCUCUUGAUCUACACUCUUGGACGGGUGUUUCCACUAGCAUUGUCAUGUUACUUGGGAAAUCAAUGGCCUUGUGUCGCAAGUCUCGCGAUCUUUGGCGUCACCGACCAAUUGCGACCUACAAUCGGAUGCUUCAGGCGCUUCACGAUAUCGAACAAGGGCAACAACUUGAGGAACGACUCUUGUCAAUUGAGGUCCCCACGAAAUCCGAAGAACGCGAUACCGAAUGUGAUGAAGACGCUAUUCGGGUCGAUCUAUACAACGCCACUGAAGCCUUUCGCCUGUCAUCGCUGUUGCAACUAUACCAAAGCUUUCCUGACCUGCUCUCAAGGCGCCUCCCGGGCGAGGAAGCCGGAGAAGGCCAGAUGACCCAGAGCCAGUGGGUGACAGGGCUCGCUGUCCGUAUCAGCAAGAUCAUAGAGGAAAUACCAUCCGCAUCGCCCAUGCGCUGCUUGCAGCCAUUACUUUGCGUGUGUGCAGGCAGUGGCUUGCGAUACGAGAUGAUCGAAGUCCCGCAGGUUUCAUGCAAUGAAACCCUGUUGGUCUCCGGCUCGGAACAGGGCGACGUGUCCGAAGAUCUAGACACAAUCCCAACAGCCUUAUCCGAUAGCAGAUCCCUCGAAGUGUCUCAGGCAAGAGAAUUCCUGCUCUCGCGGUUGAGCGAGCUGGAGCAAGGUAUACUGUCAAACUCAGUGACUGUCGCGAAGCAGUUGCUGCUUGCGAUAUGGUCAGCAUUUGACAAGGACACGCCGCUGGAGCAGAGCCAUUGGAUAGAUAUUAUGACUGGCACGAAGUCAUGGACCGUCUUUGGGUAA
Molecule: messenger RNA, 1932 nt
Organism: Ilyonectria robusta
Lineage: Eukaryota; Fungi; Ascomycota; Sordariomycetes; Hypocreales; Nectriaceae
Product: fungal-specific transcription factor domain-containing protein
Exons: 2
Coding region: 1-1932 (643 amino acids)
Biological process (GO): positive regulation of transcription by RNA polymerase II
Cellular component (GO): nucleus
Molecular function (GO): DNA-binding transcription factor activity, RNA polymerase II-specific; transcription cis-regulatory region binding; zinc ion binding
Source: RefSeq, a predicted model, not a curated record